AUGAGGCUGCCGGAGAGUGAAGCGACGCCGUAUUUCGGUAUGGUGCUGUCCACAACAGCUCAGGUGGGCCUCAUCGUCAUCAGCAAAAGAGCCAUGGCCACCGGAAUGACUAAUUACACCUUCGUCGCAUUCUCAAACGCUCUUGCCGCCGCCAUUCUCCUCCCCGUAUCUCUUCUCGUUCACAGGUCGUCGGGCCGGGCCCCACUCAGUUUCUCGCUUGUUUGUGGGUUUUUCUCGUUGGGUGUUCUUGGGUGCUUGGCUCAGCUGACUGGGUAUACCGGAAUUAAUUACACUUCUGCAGCAUUUGCCUCAGCAAUGCUUAAUCUCAUUCCCGGAUUCACCUUUAUACUUGCAAUCAUAUUCGGGAUGGAAAAGCUAGCCUGUAAGAGUUCGAGUUUUCUCGCGAAAGCAAUUGGAACUGUGGUGUCGAUUGCUGGUGCCUUUAUAGUGACUCUGUACAAAGGCCCUGAAAUCUCAAUUUUCAAAUCACCUUCGAAUUUUCUCAAUGAAUAUAUUCAAACCCCACAGUUGAACUUGAUAAUCGGUGGAUUAUUCCUAGCGGCAGACUGUCUAGCUUCUUCCGGCUACAUAAUCGUACAGGCAUUGAUUCUCAAGAAGUACCCGGCCGAGCUAAUUAUUGUCUUCUUUUACUGUUUGUUCGCUGCUAUUCUCUCGUCCAUUGCAUCUCUUGUUAUGGAGAGGGACUUAAGUGCUUGGGCAUUGGAACCGAGCAUUAGACCGAUUGCUAUCCUUUAUUCGGGAAUUUUCGGAUCGGCAUUCCAAGUGAGUGUAAAUGUGUGGUGCCUACGUAAGAAGGGCCCACUUUUCGUUGCUAUGUUUCAUCCGCUCAGCAUUGUCAUAGCAGCUGCUCUCGGUUUUAUCUUCUCGGGCGAUAUUCUUUAUGUUGGAAGUUUGGUGGGCUCUACUAUCAUUGUUAUUGGGUUUUACUCGGUGAUGUGGGGUAAAUCGAAAGAAGUGAAGACGAUGAGGGACUGUAUAGAAAGAAAUCGUGAACCAAUCAGUGAAAAAGAAGAACCCCUUUUGCCAGCUUAA
Messenger RNA from Striga hermonthica, 1053 nucleotides. Lineage: Eukaryota; Viridiplantae; Streptophyta; Magnoliopsida; Lamiales; Orobanchaceae. The record is from the annotation of a GenBank genome assembly.